This is a messenger RNA of Cicer arietinum (chickpea), 1182 nucleotides long. RefSeq names its product aspartic proteinase 36-like. Gene Ontology annotation, biological process: proteolysis. The record is from RefSeq and is a predicted model, not a curated record. Lineage: Eukaryota; Viridiplantae; Streptophyta; Magnoliopsida; Fabales; Fabaceae. Gene Ontology annotation, molecular function: aspartic-type endopeptidase activity.
AUGCAGUUCAUCUACAUUACACUGCUGUUGUUGGCCAGCAUUGCGGCACCUACUGUGUGCACCACUUACCUUCCUCUAAAACGGGUCAUUCCACUUAACCACCGCGUUAAGAUUGACACAUUGAUAGCUCGCGACAGCAUUCGCCACUCAAGAAUCUUGGGUGGUGUUGGCGUCAACUUCUCAGUCCAAGGGAUCGCUGAUCCAAACUCCUUUGGUCUCUAUACCACAAAAGUAAAGCUUGGAUCUCCACCAAGGGAGUUUACUGUUCAGAUUGAUUCCGGAAGUGACGUCUUAUGGGUUAACUGUAAUCCUUGUACCGGUUGCCCUCAUUCCAGUGGACUUGGGAUUGAGCCUAAUUUUUUUGACACAACUAGUUCAUCCACGGCUGCACUAGUAAAUUGCUCGGACCCAAUAUGCCCUAUCGCGGUUCAAGGUGCGGAAGUUCAUUGCUCUCAUAAGGUUAAGCAUAAGCAGUGCAGCUACAAUUUUCAGUUUCAAGAUAAGAGUACUACCUCCGGUGUCUAUGUCUCUGAUGACAUGUAUUUUGACACGAUCAAGCAGUCUUCUUCGACUAGUGUUAACUCUUCAGCCACCAUUCUUUUUGGGUGUAGCACCUAUCGAUUUGGAGGUUUGAGUGAGACGGUCAGAGCAUUUGAUGGAAUAUUUGGGUUUGGCCCUAGUGAUGUAUCAGUUGUCUCACAAUUGUCAUCACAAGGAAAAACACCCAAAGUUUUCUCUCACUGUUUGAAAGGAGAUGGAAAUGGAGGAGGAAUUCUAGUUAUUGGUGAAAUUUUGGAGCACAAUAUUGUUUAUAGUCCAAUGGUCCCAUCCCAGGUUCAUUAUGUCUUAAAUCUCGAAAGCAUUUCUGUCAAUGGGAAUCUUCUGUCAAUUAAUCCAGCCGUAUUCGCAACAUCAUACGACCAAGGAAUUGCAGUUGACAGUGGGACAACACUGGCAUAUCUUAUUCAAGAAGCCUAUGAUCCACUUGUUAAUGCCGUAAGAUUUCUUGUACCACACUCAAAAGAUUGCAAUAGACAACUUUGUUGGACAUAUUAUUCUCUUUUGCCUAUUCUAUGACGAGGAAUCAUCAUUGCAAAAAAAUAAUGUGGAUAUGUUCUUACUCUUUGGUUUGCUUGUCUCAUGUUUUGUCUAUUUCCUAAAAUCACUUGACAUUUUUCCAUU